This is a messenger RNA of Schizosaccharomyces japonicus yFS275, 2043 nucleotides long. RefSeq names its product Rik1-associated factor Raf1. Gene Ontology annotation, cellular component: CLRC complex; nucleus; mating-type region heterochromatin. Gene Ontology annotation, biological process: silent mating-type cassette heterochromatin formation; subtelomeric heterochromatin formation; siRNA-mediated pericentric heterochromatin formation. The coding region runs from base 1 to 2043 and encodes 680 amino acids. NCBI's taxonomy places the organism in Eukaryota, Fungi, Ascomycota, Schizosaccharomycetes, Schizosaccharomycetales, Schizosaccharomycetaceae. The record is from RefSeq and is a predicted model, not a curated record. The transcript has a single exon.
AUGAACGUUCACGAGAAACGGCCGCACACGCUGUCUCCAGAGCAUAAACUCACGGCUUCAAAAACCCAAAAACUUGAUGACUAUUUCCUCGACUCAGAAGAAGUUAACGACGAAUUUGAGGUUUAUGAUCCUUUGGACGACAUUCCAAUUCCUAAAACGAGGCCACGAGAGGCCGUUGCACUCGUUCAUCCCGCGCCUAAUGGACCUUUAAAAAAUGGCGAGGACGAAUUGGCCUUCACAUUAAGUGCAGGAGAUUUUGCUCCUGCGUCGAGACCUUAUUUAAGUAAAAGAGCUCGAGAAAUGCCUUGGUCUUUCUCCAGCGAAAAAACACAUGCAAAACUGCAAGGAAAAAUCAUACAUGUCGACUUUACUCCGGAAGAGUGCCUACAACUGCAGGCAGCCAGGCGCAAAUACGGUCCAGUCAACAGCGUGCGGUUUAAGGAUGCGUUUCAUUCUCAUCUAAACGUCUUAUUGCCUUCUCGAACGUAUGAAGACUGCCAACAAUUUGAAGCCGAUAAUGCCGACCUUACGCCUACUGGAGAAGCCUUUGCCAUCCAAAUAGCAGAUGUGGAACCAGAACACCCUAUUAUUCCAAACUAUCUACGGAACUGUUACGACUUAAAUGUGUUUGAUCGUCGGGGCUGUUCCUUCUUGAAGUCAGCAAACUUUCUCCGUUCCGAGUCCAUACUAGCAAUGAAACCUUGGAAACACUUCAACGAAACUAGUGGUGACACAGUUUCUGUUGGAUUCGAUCCUUCGGGCCGUAAAAUGGCUCUGGGUAGCACGUCGCAGCGCGGUGUCUACAAUCGACUUGGCACUUUAUGGCUUGGCGACUUGUUACGAGGAGAAAUGUCUGUCCUUAAAGGACAUCAAACUCGAUCGCUCGAAGGCGAUAUUGAGUUUCGAACCAUUUCUGACGUUUGUUUCAGUAAUUCUGGGCGACACUUAUUCACCGGAGGUUUUGAUGAUUGCGUUCGUAUAUGGACGACAGAAGGUGUUGCGUGUGACGUUUUCUCACAAUCAAAGGGUCAUAUCCAGCAGCUUACCUUGUCCAGAGACGAUGUGCUGGCUGCCUCCAGCAAGGAUGGUCGCGGCUUUCUGAUUCGAACGCAUCCCGAAACAGGCAAGGUUAAGUCCUUUACUGAACUUGCCUUUAAAAAGGCGCUUGAAAAGCGCUACGAGGCAUCGUUGAUUGAGUAUACGAUGCCAAAUGUUAAUACUGGUGGAUAUGUAGUUGUAGGCUACGACAACUUUCAUCAACAAAAAAAUGACGGCUGUGCUGCAGUCUUUGAUCCAGGUUCUGGAAUACCUAUAAAAGAACUGAACGUUAACUCAGAGGCUAUUGCCUCUUUGGCUAUACAGCCGCUUAGUGACAAUUUCAUCAUAGGAAGUAAUUCCCAUGUCUCUGGCCGAGUUCGGCUGUUUGAUUCACGAACGCUGUCGACGGUCAAAAUGUUCAAUACUCCACAGAAAGACAUCAAUCACACAACCGUCGAUCGCAGCGGAAUUUUCGUUACCUCCAGUGGCACGGACAACCAAACUUAUGUAUGGGAUGUUCGAAGUCAUAAUAAACCACUUCAUGUGCUCAAGCACGGCAAGACAAAAAUGAUUCAUUUUGAUUUUGAGAACACAGAGGAGGUCGAUGCUGGCAUCAACAUGGCCCUCUGGCAGCCCGAUGGAAGCGUGUUUAUCACGGGUGGAAGCGACGGCGUUGUUAAAGCGUGGGAUCCUCGUCUACAUGAACCGUUCGUACAGAAUGUGACAGAAGUUGACGCUGCAGUCACAUACGGUUGUUUCAGCCCGGAUGCAUCCAAACUCGUUGUCUGUUUCGCUGGUGGCGGCAUGAAUAUAUACUCGGUUUGUGGAAAUCGUCCCAUUGACCAGUUCGGUGAAUUUGUUAUUCGCGACCGGAAUGCUGGUGAACAAGCUUACGAUGCUGUUGAUGAGAGUACGGGUCCUAUUGUUAACACUGCAGGCUCUUCUUACAGUGACGAUUCUAACAAUCGCGAACGGCAUGUCUCCUUUACUUCCUCUGCUCACUAA